UCAUCAUUUACCCGCGUUAGUUGGACAGCCCACUUUGUUCGGCGGGAUCGACUUCUGAGGCAGCUGCUCUAUCGUAUAAUCGCAGGCACUAUGCAGUUUUCUGGCAGAAGAAGGAAGUUCAUCACCAGCCCCCAGACGGAGCUCUAUGGACAUCCUCUGCAGUUCUAUGGCCAGCCUCCUCUUGAAAACAUCUCUCUCUCUGAAUUUGAGACAUUUGCUGUGGACAGACUAAAAUUGUUGAAGACCGUUGAGAAUUUGGGAGUGAGCUAUGUGAAACUGUCAGAGGACUAUGGAAGGAAACUGGAGGCUGAGUUUAAAAACCUGAACUUUCCUUUCAGAGCAGAUGCUGAUGAUAGAAAAUCUCAGACUGGACCAAGCGAAUAUGAGAAAAGAAGAAAGGAUCACAUCUCCCACUUCAUCCUCAGGCUCGCCUACUGCCAAACGGAAGAUCUCAGGCGGUGGUUUAUACAACAAGAAGUUGAUGUUUUCCGUUACCGCUUCAACGAUCUGGCGCCAAAACAAAAGCUUGACUUUCUGCACAGAAAUAAUCUGCAGUAUGACACGAUUAGUGUCGAGGAGAAGAAAGCUCUGCAGGAUAAACUUGUCAACUCCAGUUACGCUGUCAGUGGAAUCACUGUGGAGGAUCAGGACUUCUACAAAGUUCCAUUUCAAGAUGCCCUGGAUCUGGUGCGAACAAGGAAAGUGUACCUCAAAGCCGGCUACGUGUACAUCCCUCACCAGGACAUUGUCACCAUUGUUCUCAAUGAUUUUCGCACAAGGCUGUCUAAGGCUCUCGCAUUGACAGCCCGCUCGCUACCAGCAGUGCAUUCUGAUGAACGGCUCCAACCACUCCUUAACCACCUCAGUCAUGCCUAUGUGGGACAGGAUUACAGCAUCCAGAAGAAUGUUGGGAAAAUCUCCUUGGAGCAAAUUGAUUCACUUUCAGGAAAGUCCUUCCCACUGUGUAUGAGGCAGCUCCACCAGACUCUCAGAGAGAACCACCAUCUCCGUCACGGAGGCCGUAUGCAGUACGGCCUCUUCCUCAAAGGCAUCGGCCUGUCUCUGGAGCAGGCGCUGCAGUUCUGGAGGUCAGAGUUCAUCAGAGGCAAAGUCGAUGCAGACAAGUUUGACAAAGCAUAUGCCUACAGCAUCCGCCACAUGUUUGGCAAAGAAGGCAAGCGAACAGACUACACCCCCUACAGUUGCAUGAAGGUGAUUUUGUCAAACCCACCCAGCCAAGGCGACCAUCAUGGAUGUCCGUUUCGUCACAGUGACCCAGAGCUCCUGAAGCAGAAGCUUCAGUUCUACAAAGUGUCUCCCAGUGGAAUCAGUCAGAUCCUGGAGCUGGUUAAAGGAAUGCACUAUCAGCUGGCCUGCCAGAAGUACUUUGAGCUGACACACAAUAUUGAGGACGCCAGUUUUUCGCUCAACCACCCCAACCAGUAUUUCAUAGAGAGCCAGAAAGUUUUGGGAGGAGGCAAAGACAUAAAAAGGGAGAUGGAGAUCACACAGAGGUCGCAGGAAAACUCUGCUGCCAGAGGAUCCACUGCAGCAAGAGAGGCAGCAGCAAGCUCCUCCCAGGAUUUGGCUGAGAUGACAGAGGAACUGGACUCUUACUUCCAAGAUGCCUGAUUUCUUUUUUCUUCGUUUACACAUGUAGAAAUAAAUGUUAGUUUGUCUUUUCUAUGAGGUCCAGAUGUUGGGGGUUGGUCCAUAUUCUGACUUGAGUUGAAUCUGUAUCUGAGUAUUAAAGUUGCAUAUCAGUAAACUUUCAAUGAUUUCAGUCCACUUUAAACACAUCAGAGUUUGAAUUAACCUUUAAGCAACAUUAUUUUAACAUUAACAUUAACAUCACACCAAAGUUGAGUUUUCUACCUGAUCAAAUUCCUUGUUAAUGUUAGUGACGCUGCAUCAUCUAACCCGUGCGUUCGAAGUUGUCUCAGUUUGUUUUCAGUCUGGUCUGAAGUCAGAUGGCUUAUACUCAGUCUCAGUGCACAGUGUUUUGGCAGGAACGUGGUUUUGGGGGUGAUGACUAGAACAUUUCCCAGCUGUCUCAGAAACAAUGUCAUUGUAUUUGCUGGCAGGAGUACGGAUGAAUGGUGGCAGGAGGAUGGAUGAAAAUAAACAAUUUUCACAGUUGCA
Toxotes jaculatrix (banded archerfish) is the source of this 2142-nucleotide messenger RNA. It is a transcript of the gene prim2, whose product is annotated as DNA primase subunit 2. The record is from RefSeq and is a predicted model, not a curated record. The coding region runs from base 91 to 1632 and encodes 513 amino acids. The transcript is spliced from 14 exons. Gene Ontology annotation, cellular component: alpha DNA polymerase:primase complex. Gene Ontology annotation, biological process: DNA replication, synthesis of primer. Lineage: Eukaryota; Metazoa; Chordata; Actinopteri; Toxotidae.